GGGAAAAAGAAAAGCGAGGAAAGGGGAUUCUCUAUCUCCAGCUCACUCCACAGUUGCUUGUUCCUUCCCAUUAUCGCUGCCGCUCCAAUCUUUUCUCUCUCUAAAUUCCUCAUACAUAUUCUAUGCCAUUCUUGUUUUCCCUACCAGAUAUUCCAUUUAAUUCCUCUCGAUUUGUUGCUGAUAAUUCCCAGUUUCCCACCAUGAUAUAGUCCCAAUUCACAGUUUUGCCGAGACUCCCGUCGCAAUGCACGAUUCCACUCAUCUCAAACCCCACCUCGACCACCGGCGCCGCCGAGAACCGCCGCUGCACCGGCGCCGCCAUUGGUGCUGCUCCUUCACCAACCCACCCCUCAGCCCAGAUAAUCCGGCCCUCUCACAGUCUCACUCUCUGCGGUCUCACUCUUCGUCUUCUUGUAAACUAAAGACUGAAGUACUACCCUCCCACUCCCCUCUGACCCAUCAGCACCAGAAGCUCCCCCUGGCCCGCCGGAUCCUAUCCCCCGGUCGGGUUUCCCCCAUCUCCGACCACCCCGUAGUUCCCCAAAGCACCUCCCAGAACCAAACGCUCCCCAAAUCGCCGCUGACCCCUGCUGAUUCGGAGAUUAACGCCAGAGAUGAGGCCAAUUUGGGGCUUUUCGACGUCAGGUUGAAUCUGAAGGGGAAGAAUGGGCGAUCCUUGGUUCUGGAGCUGGGUUCGGAUGUUUUGAUCGCGAAUAGCCCUGUUUUUGCGGAUUUAAUCUCUGACCAUCGCAAGAAUUUGAGCGGUUUGUGCAGGAUUGAAGUGCCUGACGUGGAGAAUUUGAAUGUAUUUCGUGAAACGAUUGAGCUCAUGUUCGAGGAGGAUAUUCAAAAGAAGCUCCUCAAGAUUGGAGUUUUUCGCGCAAUUGAUAUACUCGAGGUGUCAGCAGGCAUCAAGUUUGGCAGGGGUGUUUCUUCAUGUUUAAAAUACCUUGAGGCAGUACCGUGGAGUGAAGAAGAAGAGGAAAAGCUGAGGGAUUUGUUCCCUAAACUCAAUGUUGAUGAUGAUGCAGCCACAGACGUCUUAGACAGACUCUUUACCCUCAAUUCUGUUGAUUCCCAACGAACUUUGACUAAGCAUCUUAUUUGGUCUAUUACCAAUUCAACUGAUGCCAAUGCGAGGAACGAGCUUAAGUCUCUGGUUAAAGGUCUACUGUGCAAAAGUUCAGUUUAUGAAAAGGAUUAUCCUGACCUGAAUAAGGAGGAUAUAUUUGCCGUUUGCAAAUCAUGUCUGGGUUCACUUUCCAGUCUGCUUGAGGAGGCCUCCAGCAUCGAUGCAAAUCUAAAGUUCACUAGAAACAAGAAAGAUAGACCUUUGAUAGAACGCAUCUCGAAACAGGUCGACAACAUAAAUUGGCUGCUCGAUAUCCUGCUUGAUCACCAGAUGGCGGAGGAAUUUGCGGAUCUGUGGGCCAAUCAAGAGGAGCUGCUCAAAAUGCAUCGGAAUGCAUCUCCAAUGGUUAGGUAUGAGCUCAGUCGUGUCUCAGCACUGCUGUUUAUCGCAUUGGGCACUAGGAAGCUCCAUUGUCCCUCCGAAACAAGGUUAAAGCUCCUUCAGGUGUGGUUUAGUCCAAUGCUAUCAGAUUUUGGCUGGCUACAAAGGUGCAAAAAAGGGCUUGACAUGAAGGCGCUCGAGGAGGCUAUGGGCCAAGCGCUUCUAACUCUUCCGUUGAAGGAUCAAUAUUCAUUGUUCAUGGAUUGGUUCCAAUGCUUCUCCAAGCAUGGUAGUGAAUGCCCGAACCUUAGUAAAUCGUUCCAAAUAUGGUGGCGUAGAUCAUUUCUUAGGGGGUCUGAAACUUUCGCCAUUGAGUCUAGAUGAAGCUCAUGCUACCAAUGUUUCUCAUGUAGUGAGGUAGCCUAUUAUUUUGUGUUUGAGCUCACAGGAAAGGUAUGGACGUUCAAUAAUGUAGAUUAAACUAUGUAAAAUUUCUGUAGCACUUGUGCAAGUGGUAAUGUAAUCAGAAGCUUAGGGUCCUCUGUUUGGUUUUCCA
Messenger RNA from Sesamum indicum (sesame), 2009 nucleotides. RefSeq names its product PRLI-interacting factor. Gene Ontology annotation, molecular function: protein binding. The record is from RefSeq and is a predicted model, not a curated record. NCBI's taxonomy places the organism in Eukaryota, Viridiplantae, Streptophyta, Magnoliopsida, Lamiales, Pedaliaceae.